Messenger RNA from Necator americanus (New World hookworm), 3759 nucleotides. RefSeq lists its product as uncharacterized. Lineage: Eukaryota; Metazoa; Nematoda; Chromadorea; Rhabditida; Ancylostomatidae. Gene Ontology annotation, molecular function: ceramide glucosyltransferase activity. The coding region runs from base 1 to 3759 and encodes 1252 amino acids. The transcript has 32 exons. Gene Ontology annotation, biological process: glucosylceramide biosynthetic process; retrograde transport, endosome to Golgi; intracellular protein transport. Gene Ontology annotation, cellular component: retromer complex; late endosome; membrane. The record is from RefSeq and is a predicted model, not a curated record.
AUGAAGAACGACGCCACAAUAAAUUCGGAGCAAGAGAAGCUGUUAGAAAAUGCCACUCGAGUUGUUAGGGCGGAAUCAUUAGAAAUGAAGCGUUGUCUCGACAAGGGUGAAACGAUGGAUGCUCUGAAGCACGCUUCUCAGUUUUUGAGUGAGUUGAAGACUAGCGAUCUGUCACCAAAAUUUUACUACAGGUUAUAUAUGGAUGCUAUUAGCGAAUUACAACACCUAGAGUCAUUCUUAGUGGAUGAACAUGAAAGGGAUAAGACGAAAAUUGAAAAUCUAUACGAAUGUGUGCAAUAUGCUGGUGCAAUAGUGCCAAGACUGUAUCUCCUGAUAACUAUUGGAGUCGUAUACAUUAAAUGCGGUGAGGAUACUCGACGAAAUAUCCUCAGUGAUCUCGUGGAGAUGUGUCGUGGUGUGCAACAUCCUUUGCGGGGUCUCUUCUUGAGGAAUUAUUUAUUGCAGAGCACCCGAACGCUGCUUCCAGAUAAUCCUGAUCUCACUACAACAGAGGUGAAUGAUUUGCCCGAGUCGGACAAAGAGCCGCGCGAUUGUGACGGAACCGUCUCAGACGCAAUUCACUUUGUGCUAGUGAACUUUGCGGAGAUGAACAAAUUAUGGGUUCGGAUGCAACACCAAGGUCCAUCUAGGGAGAGGGAGAAGAGAGAAAAGGAUAGAAUGGAAUUGCGAAUACUUGUUGGUACAAAUCUCGUUCGAUUGUCGCAGUUGGAAAACCUUACCGAAGACAUGUACGUUAAAGAAGUACUCCCAAGCAUCUUGGAGCAGGUUGUAUCCUGUCGAGAUCACAUAUCGCAGGAAUACCUUAUGGAAUGUGUAAUCCAAGUGUUUGGUGAUGAUUUUCACUUAGCGACGCUGAACGAAUUUCUCAGGGCGUGCGGUGAUUUAGUGCCGGAGGUCAAUGUGAAGAACAUUCUCAUUGCUUUGAUUGAGAGGCUUGCACAUUUUGCUGCAAACCCCGAAGGCAAAGGGAUACCUGCAGAUAUACAGCUAUUCGACAUUUUCUCGGAGCAAGCGAAAAAUCUUGUGAAGAAUCGUACAGAUAUGCCAUUAGAAGACAUUGUUUCGCUUUAUGCUGCAUUGGUUAGUUUAGCGAUAAAAUGCUAUCCCGACAAACCUGAGUUUGCAAAUACAUCAUUCGGGAGCCUCAAAUGCAUUCUGGAAGAGAAGAAGAAAACAGCGAUAGAACCGUUCGAUGCCGUUGGUCGAGAAUUAAUGAAGUUGCUGCGACUACCAGUGGACGAAUAUAACAACGCUUUGAAGGUUGCUGAGCUCACUGAGUUCGUACCGGUGAUGGAAUGUUUCAAUUAUCAUGGGCGCUGUCUGGCAUCAUCCUAUAUCAUCCAGAACAUGCUCGAAUACGGUACCUUGAUGCGAACCGAGGAGGAUGUAGCCGUAAUGUGUGCUGUCUUGCACUCGGUAUUGGUAGAUCAACAAGAUCAACCUCCUAAUGCGACGGAGAAUGAGGACUUUGAAGACGAGCAACACCUAGUGGCACGACUUGUUCAUCUUAUCCAGGCUGAUUCACCAGAUGAACAGUUUUUGUUGCUGAACAAUGCAAGGAAAAUAUUAGGUGCUGGAGGAAAAGUUCGGAUAAGAUACACCCUAGCCCCAAUUGUUUUUGAACUGUACAAAUUAAUCUUACGAUUUGUAGAUUUGAAGGAUGAGGAAAAUUGGGAAGCAAAAAUGCGCAAAAUGUUUAUGUGUGCCAUGGGAACGAUCGGUGCAUUAAUCACCACUGCGGAAAUGUCAGAUCUGCCUUUGAAGUUGUACCUGGAGGGCGCUAUGGUUGCUGACAAGGUUCCCAUGCCGGACGCGGCUUCUGUGGUCUACGAAUUCAUAUCAAAGGCCAUGUCUGUGUUCGAGGAUGAAAUUUCUGAAUCUCGUGAGCGAAUUAGUGCAAUGUCGCUAAUCACUGGCACGAUGUUAGAGAUUCGGAAUUUACCGUCUGAGAGCUGGCAUACUUUAGCAGGGCAGAUCGUUGUUGCAGCUGCCGCUAAGAUGUUCAAGAAGGCGGAUCAAGUGCGUACACUUUGCACAGUGGUGGCACUGUACUGGAAAGGUGAAACGGCAGAGUCCGGAGGACAGAUGAGAAAUGGUGACAAAGUGGUGGAAGUGCUCAAAAAAGCCGGAAAGAUCGCUACGCAAUGUUUGGAACCAAUCGUACAACAACAGCUUUUCAUUCAGAUCAUUAACACGCUCCUAUAUUAUUAUGAAGAUAAUUGCAUGGAGGUGACUGAGGACAUGCUAGUGGAAUUGGUUUCCCGCACCAAAGACAAUGCCGUUCAGUUGGAUGUUAGUGCUGAAGCGGAUGCACUGGAAAAACAUCUUGCAAUGACGUUACAGCACAUCAAAAUGGCAAAGGACAAACGUCCUGGUCUUGCGGAACGUUUGCAAUUAUAUCCGCUAAGAAAAACGGAGCGACUGCGACGGGACGGUCGAUCAGAAAUUGGACCUGGAUCCCUUGGACACGUCUUCGGGAGCAGCGGUGAUAGGAGCAGGUGUGGCUGGAGGGAUGACGUGAAUGCGUCGUGGGGUGCGUGGUCGCUGACGACACUAUUCCCCUUUCGAGUAUGGCCAUUGUUACCACCAUGGUGGACGUUACUAGCGACCAUCGGUAUGGUAUUCGUGACAUGUUUAUACUUGCUGCAUUUGAUCGCCUAUACUUACAGUAAAUAUCGCUUGCAUCGGGUGGUCGAUUUCGACCCGAAUGCAGCUGGAGUGUCAAUUCUCAAACCACUGCUAGGUGUCGAUAAAAAUUUGAAGACUAACUUGCAGAGUUUUUUCACGAUGAAGUUUCCUAAGUUUGAAAUUUUGUUCUGUGUCAAGGACAGACACGAUCCUGCCGUAGGGAUUGUUAAACAGCUCAUGGAUCGUUACCCGGCUGUAGAUGCUCGAAUAUUUUACGGUGGUGAAAUUGUUGGAUUGAAUCCAAAGAUAAAUAACAUGAUGCCAGCUUAUCGCAAUGCAAAAUAUCCUCUUGUGAUGAUUAGUGAUGCAGGUAUUUUGAUGCGAUCUGAUGCAUUGAUGGAUAUGGUGAAUUCAAUGACAGACGAUGUAGCGCUCGUAACGCAAAUGCCUUAUUGCAAAGAUCGCGAAGGUUUUGCAGGAGCGCUGGAACAGAUUUACUUCGGAACUAGUCAUGGUCGUAUAUAUUUGGCAGGCAACUGUAUGCAGUUCGUAUGCUCAACUGGGAUGUCAUCGCUGAUGAGAAAAUUUGUGCUAGAUGAAUGUGGAGGACUGGCUGCAUUCGGAGACGUUUUGGCUGAAGAUUACUUCAUUGGACUAGAAUUCAGUCGUCGUGGCUGGUUAUCAGCAAUAUCCACGCAUCCAGCGUUGCAAAACAGUGCAGAGCCUUCUGUGUCGAAGUUUCAUGCAAGAAUUAGCAGAUGGAUGCAACUGCGGAUAGCAAUGCUUCCUCAUAUGAUGCUUGUUGAGCCUUUGCAGGACUGCUUCAUAGCAGGUGUCAUUGGUUGUCUUUGUGCCAAUCACCUAUUCGAUUUCAAUCCAUACAUCUACUACGUUGUACAUUGCAUAGCUUGGUGUCUAUGUGACUAUGCAUUGAAUCGAUCAAUACAGAACGGAUCGUUGCCGUACAGCAUCUCAAAAUUCGCACGGGCGUGGGCCUUUCGAGAAGUACUGGCACCGUUCAUCUAUAUCCGUGCGAUUCUUACGCCAAAUAUCCAUUGGAGAAAUGGUCGAUUUCGACUUCAUUGGGGAGGGAAAAUCAAAUCUUCGUAG